UCCAGUGAAAGACCGCGCGUGCCUACACCACGUGACCUCCUUCUGACAUUCGCCGGUAUCUAGAAAGUACGGACACAAAAACCCUCCCAUUUCCUUGUUUUUUUCUGCAAGAAAGCACGAAAGGAGUACUGAACCAAGAUGUCUGCCGGAAACGCCAAGCUCACCCACCCUGCUCCCAACUUUGAGAGCACGGCCGUGCUGCCUUCUGGAGAGUUCAAGACCAUCAAACUCUCUGACUAUAAAGGAAAGUACUUGGUCAUCUUCUUCUACCCUCUGGACUUCACGUUUGUGUGUCCAACAGAAAUCAUAGCGUUCAGUGAUCGUGUGGAUGAGUUCCGUAAGAUAAACUGUGAGGUGGUGGCCAUUUCUACAGACUCCCAGUUCUCACACUUGGCAUGGACGAACACCCCCAGAAAGCAGGGUGGUCUGGGGCAGAUGAAGAUCCCCAUCCUGUCAGACAAAGCCAUGACCAUCUCACGGGACUACGGAGUGCUGAUGGAGGACGAGGGCAUCGCCUUCCGUGGUUUGUUCAUCAUUGAUGACAAGGGUACCCUGCGCCAGAUCACCAUUAACGACCUGCCUGUGGGGCGCUCAGUGGACGAGACACUGCGUCUGGUGCAGGCCUUCCAGUUCACCGACAAACAUGGAGAAGUGUGCCCUGCUGGCUGGAAGCCUGGUGCAGACACCAUCAAACCCGAUGUAAAGAACAGCAAAGAAUAUUUCUCCAAGCAGUAACUCAGCCGCUGUAGAGGAUAGCUGCAAUCUCCAAGCAGAUGUUGGGUGAAAGAUCUCAAGUUCUAACUGUCAGUCUGCCCUCUAUGAAAGUCGCAGCGGCAAUCUUUCACCACAAUAUCUGCUUGGAGAUUUGACUGCCAUUCUUGAACUUGUAGACAAAAUCCUGCUGAAAUAUCUUUGUAUAUGGAGUAAUAGCACGGAAUUCUUAGUUGAAAACAAGCGCGGCUAGACAUUUACUAAAUCAAGAUUAUCAAACCCUAAAAGGAAAUCCUAUGUUAAAUUAUCAGAGGAUGUUGUUUUGUUUUGGUUGUUUUAUAUGUUUUUCAUGUUAAGUAUUCUGUGGUGUAGAAAUAGUUUGAAGAGAAGACAGUUAAAGUAUUGUGGCAUCAUGAAAGAAAAGGAAUUGGGUAAAGCAAGUUUAAGGUGCAAACUGUAAGUUCAGUCGAUACACGUACAAAUGUACUAGUCUAAGAGUACUUGCCAAGCAGAGGUUGGUUGGGAAGAUGGGACUUUUCAUAGGUUCCAUUAUGUUCCAGCCGAAUCUGUGGCCUAUCAGAUAGUGUCUUCAUAUGACUUUGUUACCGAAAGAUCUGCCUUGAGUUUGCAGCAUGCGAUUCUGGCUGUUAACAUUCCUGUGUUUCAGUGUCCAUCCCUUGCAAGAACUUUGAGCAUUUAUAUGGUUGUUUGGUAUGCUUGUGAUAGGAAAGUUGUUCUUUGCUUCUCAGUAAAACAAAGAGGUGCUUUGAGCAACAAA
This is a messenger RNA of Branchiostoma belcheri (Belcher's lancelet), 1489 nucleotides long. Its product is annotated as peroxiredoxin-1-like. The transcript has 7 exons. Gene Ontology annotation, molecular function: thioredoxin peroxidase activity. NCBI's taxonomy places the organism in Eukaryota, Metazoa, Chordata, Leptocardii, Amphioxiformes, Branchiostomatidae. The coding region runs from base 139 to 735 and encodes 198 amino acids. Gene Ontology annotation, cellular component: cytosol. Gene Ontology annotation, biological process: cell redox homeostasis; response to oxidative stress; removal of superoxide radicals. The record is from RefSeq and is a predicted model, not a curated record.